UCCAACAAACGUCUGGUGGAAAUAUAUAUUUUGUUCAUGCAAAGGAAUUAUUAUAUUAUCCUGUCAUCUAAACUCUCCCGGGCGUACUAUUUAUAAAAGCGGAUUAUGAAUUAUUCCGGAAUUAAACAGACAACACAAAGAAACGUGUGUCCUGCCAACAAUGUAGCUAUGUCGGAGACCAUAGACAGUGUUUAAUUGCGACUUACAUAGAUAUACAUUUAAGGCCUUCAUUGGGUAUCAUACACACAGUAAGUGUGAAGUUGAUUAUUAGAUUCUUCGUUCUCCUUCCCGAUGGAUAUCACUUCUCUUGUCUGAUGAAGGAACUCCUGUCAACUGGACUGAUGUCUAUUAGCAGACUUUUCGGAUAAAUAUACAGCAGGUCACAAUAAUGGCGUCACAAGGAACUCCUCGUAUUCCAGGGAAUAAAUUCCGGAUAGAUGGUCAGGCGAUGAAGAAGACACACGUACCUGUUGGUAGUGGCAUAGUGACCACCAAGGCAGACAAACAGGCUGACUCAUCGUCUCCUCGGUCUACACACACCGAAGGUGAACUGGAUUGUGAGACUGAUACGGAAGAGGCAGUACCUGUAAUUAAACAACUUCUCGACUUUAAUCAAAAUCUUCAACUACAAAUUGAGGCACUCCGGAUGCGUCUUGCUUUCGACAGCAAGAGUCACGAGAAAGAAAAAUAUUCCGCUGUUCAACAGACAGAGAUGAAAAUGAAAGAAAAAGAGGCAGAAAUUGACGAUUUAAAGUUGGUAUUAGCUACCAAGGAAGGGAAGAUAGGAAAUCUCCAAAGUGAAAACCAAAACAAAGGUUCAGAGAUUGAGAAACUACAGCAUCAUAUAACGGAAAUAAAGAAGGAUAUCAAUACAACCAGAUCAUACGCAAACGACCUCCAGAAAGAAUUGAGGAGACUUCAAGCAGAAAACAAAAGACUUGAGAAAGGCACGUCUUACGAGGAGAAGGAAGGAUACAUUGCUGAUCUUAAGAACGAGAUCGAUGCACUAAAAUCAAAUUUGGAGACAAUGGAAAAGGAAUUAGAGAAGGCGCGGACGAUCAUCACAACACAGGGGAGUAAGAUUAGGUUGUUUGAAAAAGACAAGAGCAACAUGCAGGUGAAAUUCAAGGAAGAGUUAUCACGUAUGUCACAAAUGAUGAGGCGCGAGGUAGAGAAGAUGAGGGAAGUAAUGAGACAACAAUGGGAGGAGAUGAGGAUUAUGAGAGAACAGAACAAUGAGAUGGGUCGCGAUAUAAAGGAAAUUAAGAAUAUGCUGGUGAUGACUCAUCAGGACUCCAACAGGUCGAGGAGCCCGCCCGGGUACGGACAGGUGUUCAAACCCACGCUCCCUACUCUCACCAGGGACACCAAGAGGAUUCUAACAGGCAAGAGGAAGUGAGCCCGGACAUCUAUUACCAAAUAUGUGCCAAACUAGUCACUGCAAGACUAAGUAAAUCAUGUUAUGUCAAUUCGAAUGAUGUCAGACUAUUUUAGAAAUGUCCUGGGUGAAGUAUUGACAUGAAUGACUGUUUUUGUUUUGUUUUGUUUUUCUUUUUGAUAGAUGUUUGUUUUGUACUGCUUUUAUCGUCAUCUCCGUAAUGAUUAGGUGUGGGUAACAGAGGAACGAUCUAGCGCCAUUCAUUGCCUGCUUGGUGCGUUGUUUGCAACAUGUACUGAGUACAAUAAGAUAUUUAUUGAGUGCCAAAUUGACUAUCAAAACUGACAUUUUUAAUAAUUGAUUAUCAUAGAAAUAUAUAGUGUAAUCAGUGUGUCUUCUGGUAAUGUCGAUUUUUUAUCAACAAUCAAUAUCAUCAUAGGAUUGGCUCACUUUACCAGCCCAAAUUCUUUGUCGGAAACAUGGUAUCUUGUCAUUGUGAAUGUGACGGCUGCAGUGCUGAUUACCUUUUUAAAUCAAGUUACAGAUGUACCAGAACUUUAGAGAGGCGCAGUUGCUGAGUGCUUAAUGUGUCCCGACACUUUAACACUUCGAAAUCCACGGAGCAGUUGCCUGGUACUGACCGUAGGCCGAUGGUUUUUCUCCGGAUACUCCGUCUUUUCUCCACCUCCAAAACCUGGCACGUCAUUAAAUGACGUUGGCUGUUAAUAGGACGUUAAACAAAAUAACCCAAACCAGAACUUUAGAUUGAAGCGCGACAUGGAAAGAUGUGGAAUAAAAAAUAUCAUACACCGUACAUUUCUCUGCACUGAAUAACUUGAGAAAUAACACCAUGUGUUGGGACGUCGUAAUGUGUUUGUUGACUUCCUUGUCUUCGAUAUCGAUUAGGGUUUAUUGCCGUUCUUGUUGACACAAUAGAUUAUAUUUAAGUAAUAAUAGACUGAAUUUAAAACAAAAUCGAUCUUACUGGUAUCAUAAAACAGGUGAACUACAUCUAUUGUACGUGUACUAUUUAGCCACUUGAACGGGAAUUCCUGUGAGGUGAACGCUCUUUAACAGCUAUAUAUCAUAUUGAUAAUCCCGAAACAGUGGCUUUUGACACGGCAUGGUUCGUUAUGAAUAUACUUUUUAUUUCAUCGCAAAAUUAUCAACAUGGCAAUUUGGAUAGAUAGAAAUACAUUCCAUGAGAGAGCAAUUCAUCAGUUUAAUUUAUCAUUUUCUUUUGGCAUUCAUAUUGGCUAUAAAUGCCAACUGAAAGCAAUUUGUUACAUGCAUUUGCAUUUUUGUCAUAUUAUCAACAAAGAAAAAAAGGACUAGGUUGUACACAGGAUUUACUCAAUGGUUUUAAUCGUUCAAAUAAUGCUGAUGAUAAAGAUUGACCUAUAGCAAUCAUGACUUUAUGACUGCCCAAGUAAGGUUUGUAGUGAAAUUGCCUUACACUGGUAACUAUUUGAUAAUCAAGUCACAUAUUAGAGGAUAAUGUCGAUUUAUGAAGUCAUUUGUUAUUCCAUAACAUAAAGUUAAAUGUUACUCGGCUCAUUUUCACACUAAGACAAGAUCCACUGUUUUUGUUUUGUAGCAAAAUGAUAUAAACUAUUAGCGAAACAGACGUAAACUGACAACUGCUAAAAGUAAUAUUCAUUCACAUAUGUACAGUGUACAUUUUCUCACUACUUAUCAAGUUUUAUUCACGUUUAAUAUACUCCCAUCAAUUGCAAAAAAAAAAAAAAAAUCAACAAAACGAAAUAUCGGUGAAUUUGGGACAUUUUUUAACCUUCGAUACCGCCUUAUACUUUACCGAAACAUCAAAUAUGUAAGCUUUCCCUUUCAACAUGUUAUUGACAAUCAUUAACCACCCUUUUACGCCACAUAAUGGUUUACUCUUGCUGGAAUACAAUGAGGAUUAUUCCUGGGGAGGUAAUUCGUGAUAUUUUAGAUUAAUUACUGUUGUGUAACUCCAGUGUCAAUAUAUUUGCGUGCAGCACUGUCUGUGCUUGUGUUGAAGUGAUCCGAAAUUAUGUGAACUUGUUGCAAAAUAUUCUCGCUAUAAUAAAAUGAAAAGAAAAAUGCUG
Messenger RNA from Pecten maximus, 3468 nucleotides. RefSeq names its product myosin heavy chain, non-muscle-like. The coding region runs from base 389 to 1399 and encodes 336 amino acids. The transcript has 3 exons. Lineage: Eukaryota; Metazoa; Mollusca; Bivalvia; Pectinida; Pectinidae. The record is from RefSeq and is a predicted model, not a curated record.